Molecule: messenger RNA, 2645 nt
Organism: Corythoichthys intestinalis (scribbled pipefish)
Lineage: Eukaryota; Metazoa; Chordata; Actinopteri; Syngnathiformes; Syngnathidae
Product: neuronal acetylcholine receptor subunit alpha-9-like
Exons: 5
Coding region: 138-1667 (509 amino acids)
Biological process (GO): monoatomic ion transmembrane transport; chemical synaptic transmission; nervous system process
Cellular component (GO): postsynaptic membrane; neuron projection; plasma membrane
Molecular function (GO): transmembrane signaling receptor activity; acetylcholine-gated monoatomic cation-selective channel activity
Source: RefSeq, a predicted model, not a curated record
AAAUGCAGAGGAUGGAGCGCAGAACGAUAAAGAAUGUUGAAUUUUAAUCUAGUUUGUCUUUUCGUCACAUUAUUGUGAAAUAUUAGAGUUUUUUGUGUUAAAUGCUCGUUGGUUUGGGGUAGAUCUCUUUUAGCGGCAUGAAAGGAUCGGAAAUGCAAAGUUUAUUGUGCAUGUUGUUUUUUGCUUCAGUGUUGCCAGUCUCCUGGUGCGCACACGGCAGGUUCGCCCAGAAGCUCCUUAAUGAUCUCUUUGACAACUACACCAGCGCUCUAAGGCCGGUAGAGGACACAGAUGCCAUCCUGAACGUCACCCUGCAGGUCACACUCUCGCAAAUCAUCGACAUGGAUGAACGAAACCAAAUACUGACAGCCUAUUUGUGGAUACGACGAGUGUGGCUGGAUGCUCAUCUCAAAUGGAGUAAGGAAGACUAUGAUGGACUCGAUACCAUCCGUAUACCUAGCAGUUAUGUAUGGAAACCCGAUAUAGUCCUAUAUAACAAUGCCGACGAUCACUUCACAGGCCCCAUGGACACCAACGUGGUAAUCAGCCAUGAUGGCCAGAUCAUGUGGGACUCGCCGGCAAUUACCAAAAGCUCUUGCAAGGUGGAUGUGUCCUUCUUUCCCUUUGAUGCACAGCAAUGCAGGUUCACCUAUGGCUCAUGGACCUACAAUGGCAACCAGCUGGAUAUCCUUAACGCCAUGGAGAGUGCCGAUCUGGCAGACCUGGUGGACAAUGUGGAGUGGGAAGUCCUUGGCAUGCCGGCCACCAGGAAUGUCAUAUUGUACGGCUGCUGCGCUGAUCCUUACCCUGAUGUCACGUACACCUUGAAACUCAAGAGGAGGGCGUCUUUCUAUGUCUUCAACCUGCUGAUACCGUGUGUGAUGAUCUCGUUUCUAGCUCCACUGGGCUUCUACCUGCCUGCCGACUCUGGAGAGAAAGUGUCUUUGGGUGUCACCGUUAUGCUGGCGUUGACUGUCUUUCAAUUGUUGGUUGCGGAGAUCAUGCCACCCUCGGAGAAUGUACCACUGAUUGGCAAGUACUACAUAGCCACCAUGACCAUGAUUACUGCCUCCACUGCCUUGACCAUUUUCAUCAUGAAUAUUCACCACUGCGGCCCAGAUGCCAAGCCUGUACCCAAGUGGGCCAAGAAAGUCAUCUUGCAGUACAUGGCGAGAAUGUGCUUUGUUUACGAGGUCGGGGAGAACUGCAUGUCUCCACAGUCGGAGAAAAGGGAACCAUCAAUGGUGAGGAACCGCAACAUGAACGGCCUGGCGGGUGCCCGCGGAGCAGAUCGGAACUUAGGGAUAGAGGGAUAUAGCUCCGUGACCACAGAGGAAAGACAAGACUCGGACCCUAACAACUGCUACGAUUCCUGGAAAAAUGGAACCUUCGUCGACAUGGACUAUGACGACUUGUGUGACGCCAAGAGAUGUCGGAAAGGUGGCGUGAGUGACGGGGAGCGGUCACACGGGGCCCCCUGCAAUGAGAAGCUUCUGAUUUUGCCUAACGUGGAAUACAUCGCCAACUGCUACAGGGAGCAAAAGGCCACUCAGAAGAGAACCGGCGAGUGGAAGAAGGUGGCCAAGGUGCUGGAUCGCUUCUUCAUGUGGUUGUUCUUUAUCAUGGUCUUCUUCAUGAGUCUUCUUAUCAUGGGCAAAGCCAUCUGACAGAUGGCACAUUUGUUUAACGGAGUCAUCCUCAAUGACAGUGCUUUACACAGCUAACUCGUUGUGUGAAACAUUGGUAUUGAUCAAUAUUUGUUUAACCAUUUUUUUUAAAGAUAAAAGGAAAAAAAAUCUCUCUUACCUACCUGAGCCAAUUGAUGCAUAUGUCUUUGUUGAAAUCAAAUAUGAAGUAAAAAAUAUAUCAAUAAAUAAGCUAUAAACUUUGGAUUCCAUGGAAUAUGGAUAAUAUGAUAGAUUUGAUCAAAUGAAUAUUGAUUUCCACUCAAAUCUUAUUCGUACAAACCUAUUUCUUUUACUCAUAAUGUGUUAUCGAGGAACAGAUAGGGGACGUGCCAGAUCAAAGAGUUAGAUUCAUGUGCAAAAAAAAAAAAAAAGAAUGGAAUUGUUUUGUUUGCCGUGCAUAAGCAAAGGAAUCAUUUAGCUUUGCUGUUAAUAACAAUUGUUUGUUAGAACAUUAAAAAAAAAAAAACUCCCUCUCAACUUGUUUUGAGUGAUCCAAAUACAGUCAAUAAAAUUUCUCUACUUAAAGGGAUCCUCGAUCUUUAAGACAAGUAAUUCUUAAAAGAUACAUGUUAGUAUGAGUAAUAAUAAUUUGAAAUUAAAACCCCUCUUAAAGGGUAUGACAACACCUGGGGAAAUGCUAAUAUUCCAUCAUUUAUCCAUAAACGCAUGCCUUUUGGAUUCAUAUCAUGCCACUUCCUGUACUUACACACAUCGCAACACCAAGAAAAUGAUAGAAAUUUGGAUCGAUUGUCAAGCUAAAACGACCGGCGCCCGAGAUCCCGGAAAUCUAGCGUAUUAUGUGCGUGACGUCACAACAAGGAAACACACGGCUCAGUGCUUAGUACUGAAUGGCGGCGAUAAUGGCGCACAAUUUUGUUUCUAGUUGCAGCGACAAAUCCGACGUAACGAACGUUCUUCUAAUGGUGACGAGGAGAGUUAUGAACCUUUCUUUGGUGU